Dictyostelium purpureum is the source of this 1389-nucleotide messenger RNA. RefSeq lists its product as uncharacterized. The record is from RefSeq and is a predicted model, not a curated record. The transcript has 3 exons. Bases 1 to 1389 code for a protein of 462 amino acids. NCBI's taxonomy places the organism in Eukaryota, Evosea, Eumycetozoa, Dictyosteliales, Dictyosteliaceae. Gene Ontology annotation, biological process: fucose metabolic process; glycoside catabolic process. Gene Ontology annotation, molecular function: alpha-L-fucosidase activity. Gene Ontology annotation, cellular component: lysosome.
AUGAAAUUAUUAAUAUCAGUUUUAUUAUCAUUAUUUUUAAAUGUGAUUAAUGUAAACUCACAAAUAUAUACAUCAAAUUGGACAUCAAUAAAUUCAAGACCUUUACCAUCAUGGUAUGAUAGUGUUAAGUUUGGAAUUUUUAUACAUUUUGGUGUUUAUUCAGUACCAGCUUAUUCGGAUGGUGGUUAUGCAGAAUGGUAUUGGUGGAAUUUAGAAAGUGGUGAUGAUAAUAACUCUACAAAACAAUGGCACGGUGAACAUUUUGGACCAAAUUUUAAAUAUCAAGAUUUUGCUCCAAUGUUUAAUUGUAGAGAUUUUAAUGCAAAUGAUUGGGCCUCAAUAAUUGAUAAAUCUGGUGCAAAAUAUGUUGUAUUAACCUCAAAACAUCAUGAAGGUUAUACAUUAUGGCCCUCAGAGCAAUCAUGGGGAUGGAACUCUGUUGAUGUUGGUCCAAAUAGAGAUAUUGUUGCAGAAUUAACUAAAGCGGUAAAAAAUUUAGGUCUUCAUAUGGGCUUAUAUCACUCACUAUUCGAAUGGUUUAAUCCAUUUUAUUUAAGUGAUAAAUCAUCAGGUAACCCACCAACUAAAGAGGAAUAUGUUGAUACCGUUCUAAUGCCACAAUUAAUGGAUAUUGUUAAUUCAUAUGAACCACAUGUCAUCUGGGCAGAUGGGGAUUGGGAGCAAGCAUCAGACUAUUGGAAAUCAACUGAUUUUCUUUCUUGGCUUUACACAAACAGUUCAGUUAAAGAUGUUGUAGUAGUAAAUGACAGAUGGGGCCAUGGAUGUAGAAAUACAAAUGGUGGCUUUUUCACUGGUAGUGACGCAUGGUUACCAAAUAAACUUAUAGAUCACAAAUGGGAAAAUUGUGAAACCAUUGGGUUCUCUUAUGGGUAUGAUCAGUUUGAACCAGCCAAAGCAUACACAAACUCAACAAUUUUAAUUCAAAAAUUUUCACAAACAGUUUCAUGUGGUGGCAAUUUCCUUUUAGAUAUAGGACCAGAUGCUGAAGGUACUAUUCCAAUCAAUAUGCAAAACACACUUUUAGAUAUCGGUUAUUGGUUACAAAUUAAUGGAGAAUCAAUUUAUGACUCAUCACCAUGGAGAGUUCAAAAUCAAACUUCAUCUAUUUGGUACACCACAAAUAAAUCAAAUGGUGCUAUAUAUGCCUUGGUCUUUGAGUACCCCGAAAGUGGUCAAUUGUUACUUAACGAUCCAAUUUGUAAUUCAAACUCUCAAGUAAACCUUUUAGGUUUCAAAAGUGCCUCUAAAAUUACUAUUCAACUUCCAAAAUCAAACGAUCAGCCUGGUAUUACUUUAAAUUUACCAUUUGCCUCGCCACAAGACUAUCCACCAUUUGUUUAUGUAUUUAAAUUAGUUGGUUGUAACUAA